AACAAUUAAUUUAGAACCCGCUUGAUACAUAUUAACAUAAUCUGACUGGGAAGUAUUAUGGAGUUUUCUUUUGAUACAAACCACAUAUUCACUGACAGGAUCACCAUUGUGGACCAAACUGUUUUUUCAGAAAGUCCUGAAUCAGACAUUUUGGCCCACAUAGGCACAGUCAUAGAUGAACUUGGAAGAGCCUCAGCAACAGCCCAAAAACUCAGAGCACCCGUAACAAGUGCUUCCAAACUGCAGUAUCAGAAGAAUCAGAUCUACAUUCUAAAUGAAAGAGAGAACAAUGGACAUGGUGUCAUUCUGGGAUUCCUCAAGGUCGGCUACAAGAAAUUAUUUCUCUUUGACAAAAUGGGUGUGUACAUAGAAGCAGAGCCACUGUGUGCUCUGGAUUUCUAUGUAGUGGAGAAGUUCCAGCGACAAGGCUAUGGAUUAGAGCUCUUUGAUUCUAUGUUGAAGCACAAUAAGUUGGAUCCAGUGCUGUUGGCUUAUGACAGACCCACACACCAAUUCCAGUCAUUCCUGACAAAACAUUAUGGCUUGAGAAGACGUAUUCCACAGGCCAAUAACUUCAUGGUGUUUGAAGGCUUCUUUCCCAACAGAACAGCUGCCCAAUUGAGAAAGGCUCCUCUAAAAAAGACAGACAGAAAGAUCAAAUCCUGCUCUUCAGUUGAGAGACAUGUUGUUCCUCCUCAUGCCAGCAAGGAAUUGGUAUCAUCCCCAGGGUCCCAUUCCAUCAGCAGGGCAUCCUCCCACAGCAGGGUGUCUCCUCAAGUGCCCACAGUUUCUGACUGUGGAGACAAGGACCAGAUCACACAGUCCCCUCUUUUGAAGGCCUACAGGGUGUUAUGCACCAGACAACAAGCUCCUGGUGCAAACUGCAGCCUGAACAGUCAGCAAAAGGAGAACAGAGAGACACACUUUAAUAGGAUGCUAAAGCCUGGAAGGGUGAGGAAGAUUCAGGGAGGUAGACUGUUCACAGUAUCUGGCAGGUGACAUGUUGGGCACCCAGAAACAAAUGUUAGAGAACAAGGCCGGUCGCAGACUGAAGAAAAGGACUGUUACAAUGCUCAGAGGGUGAAGCAGAAAUAGCCAUGGUGAGAGAAUUUCCAAAGUUGAUAAUGAUGACCUAAUUGCGUCCAGAAAAAUGUUCAACAAAUGACCUGAGGAGGUAUUCAGGUGUGUGGUACUUGGGACUAUGCUAACCAAACGCAGAACCUGGGCUUUAAGGGACUGAUACCAAGUCAAGACUUACAUCAGUGCACUACAUACAAUGCCUGGUUAAAUAAAUAUUCAGUCAUUUGGUUGGACUGCCUUUGGCUUCUAUUACAACACGCAUUCACCGUGGCAUUGUUCCAGUAAGCUUGUGCAAUGUCACGAGUGUGGGCAGUGCUGACUUUGGCGUUGUAUGGAUGUAAAAUGGAAAUUGGUAGAAAUGCGAAAGAUAUGUCGCUAAAUGAGUCGCUUCCACCCUGUCUCACAUGCCCUCACCGUCCUUUGAUCUGUAUCCAGGUUACAUGCAAUGGUUGUAAGAUGAGUUUGACUUUGCUUGGAUGAGAAAUGCAAGAGGUGUUAAAAAAGUCGCUUGAUAGGCUUCAAACACACUCACUAAGGGCACCAGUGUGUGCAGUAGCGACUUUGAUGUUGUUUUCCAGUCGAAAUCGCUAAAAAAGAGCUGCUUUUGAAA
This is a messenger RNA of Solea solea (common sole), 1690 nucleotides long. RefSeq names its product alpha-tubulin N-acetyltransferase 1-like. Gene Ontology annotation, cellular component: microtubule. Lineage: Eukaryota; Metazoa; Chordata; Actinopteri; Pleuronectiformes; Soleidae. The record is from RefSeq and is a predicted model, not a curated record. The transcript has a single exon. Gene Ontology annotation, biological process: alpha-tubulin acetylation. Bases 58 to 999 code for a protein of 313 amino acids. Gene Ontology annotation, molecular function: tubulin N-acetyltransferase activity.